AUGGUUUCCUUGCCUUAUCCUAUUACACUGCCUGCUUUAGCUGACUCUCAAGUAACACACGUUGGUGUAAAAUCUCCUGAAGAUGUUGUUGUUGUGUCAGCAUUGAGAACUGCUCUUACCAGAGGAAAGAAGGGUGGUUUCAAAGAUGUGCUUGCUGACGAACUCCUGAUGAAUGUAUUCAAAGCUACUAUUGAAAGAACUGGCAUUGAUCCAGCAUUGGUUCAAGACAUUACAGUAGGCAAUGUAUGCGCUGAAGGUAAUCUUGCAGUGCCCUCGCGUAUGGCUGCUCUUGCUGCUGGUUUUCCCGAGACAACAGCUGUCAGCACCUUGCAUCGUCAAUGCUCAUCUGGCCUCCAAGCCUGUGUGCAAAUUGCUUCUGCUAUUCAAUGUGGCCUCAUUGAGAUUGGUAUUGGUGCUGGUGUAGAGUCCAUGACAGCCGAUUAUUACAAUCGCCGUACUCCCUACUCAGACAAAAUCUCUGUAGUGCCCUGUGUCGCUGACUGUCAGGUUCCUAUGGGUUACACAUCUGAAAAUGUUGCGCUUGAAUAUGGUAUCACUCGUGAGGAUCAAGAUCGUUUCUCUGUAGAAUCGCAUAGAAAGGCAUAUGCUGCUCAACAAGCGGGCCGGUUUAAGGAAGAGAUCAUUCCAUGUACAGUGACGCAAAUUGAUAAGUAUGGUAAUCAAAAACAGGCUACUAUUACUGAGGAUGAUGGCAUCCGACCUGAUUCCACUUUGGAGACGCUCGGUAAAAUUCGAGCUGCUUUUGGCAAGAAUGGUACAACAACUGCUGGUAAUGCCUCUCAAAUCUCUGACGGCGCUGCUGCUGUCUUACUGAUGAAGCGUAAAACGGCACAAAAACUGAGUCUGCCCAUCCUUGGUAAAUACAUCACAUCUGCUGCUGUUGGUGUACCUCCUCGUGUGAUGGGUGUGGGUCCUGCCUACGCUAUCCCUGUUGCUGUUGAGCGUGCCGGUUUAAAGCUCUCUGAUAUUGAUAUUUUUGAAAUCAAUGAAGCAUUUGCAUCUCAAGCCAUCUAUACAGUGAAGGCACUCGAAAUUCCGGAUGAAAAGGUGAAUCCCAAUGGCGGCGCUAUUGCAUUUGGUCAUCCCUUGGGUUGCACCGGAUCUCGUCAAGUAGCUACUCUAUUUCCCGAAUUGAAGCGUCAAAACAAGCGCUACGGUAUUACCAGCAUGUGUAUUGGCUCUGGUAUGGGCAUGUGUGCUGUUUGGGAGGCAGAGUAUUAA
Mucor velutinosus is the source of this 1242-nucleotide messenger RNA. RefSeq lists its product as uncharacterized. Gene Ontology annotation, biological process: phenylacetate catabolic process; fatty acid beta-oxidation. The transcript has 3 exons. Bases 1 to 1242 code for a protein of 413 amino acids. Gene Ontology annotation, cellular component: peroxisome. Gene Ontology annotation, molecular function: acetyl-CoA C-acyltransferase activity. The record is from RefSeq and is a predicted model, not a curated record. NCBI's taxonomy places the organism in Eukaryota, Fungi, Mucoromycota, Mucoromycetes, Mucorales, Mucoraceae.